AUGGCGGAACGACCACAGAUCAUCAGUACCAGCGUCACCGCCAAGCUCUCUCGGGAGGAGCAGCGUAAAGUCCGGGACCUCGAAGCGGCUCGGAAAGCUGGUACCGCCGCGCCCGCCCAAGACGAAUCUGGAAACGCCAUCAACCCUCACAUCCCUCACUUCAUCUCUCGUGCACCAUGGUACGCCGAUAUCGGAGUCCCUUCGCUCGCGCAUCAGCGUGUCGAGGAGAAGGAGGGAACCAAGCUGGACCAAUGGUAUGACCGCGGUCAGCGAGCCGGGCCAGCCAGCAAGAAGUUCCGGAAGGGCGCGUGCGAGAACUGCGGGGCGAUGUCGCACAAGCAAAAGGACUGCGUGGAGCGGCCUCGGAAGAAGGGGGCAAAAUAUACCGGCAAGGAUAUCAUGGCGGAUGAGCUGGUCCAGCAUUUCGAUGGCGACUACGAUGCCAAGCGGGAUAGGUGGAAUGGGUACGAUCCGGCGGCGUACAAGGCGGUAGUGGAUGAGUAUGAGGCGAUGGAGGAGGCGCGGCGAAAAGUGAGGGAGGAGGAGAUUGAUAAAGCUGCGCAAGAGGGGGAAGGGCAGGUCGUACAGGAAAAGAAGAAGGUGGUGGAUGAUGAGUUUGGGUCGUCGGAUGAGGACGAGGAGGAUGAGGAGAAGUAUGCGGAUGCGGCGGAGCAGGUGGGGCAAAAGCUGGAUGAGAAGAACCGGAUCACGGUCCGGAAUUUGAGGAUAAGAGAGGAUACCGCAAAGUAUCUGAUCAAUCUCAAUCCGGAGUCAGCGUACUAUGAUCCCAAGACCCGGGCGAUGCGGGAUGCUCCAGAAGAGGGGAAUAAGGACGCCAAAGAUAUGAAAUUCGCAGGCGACAACUUCACCCGGUACUCUGGCGAAAGCACCAAUAUGGCCAAACUCCAAACCUUCGCGUGGCAAUCCAACAUGCUCGGUCACAACGUCCAUAUCGAAGCCAACCCGACAGCGGCGAUGAUGCUCCACAAGGAGUUUACGGCCAAGAAGGGGGUGAUGAAGGAUACCAACAAGGUGUCGAUUUUGGAGAAAUAUGGAGGGGAGGAGCAUCUCGAGAGGUUGCCUCAGGAGCUGCUGCAGGGGCAGACGGAGGAGUAUGUCGAAUACUCGCGGACUGGAAAUGUCAUUAAAGGCCGAGAACGAGCCAAAGCCAUGUCGAAAUACGAAGAAGACAUCCAUCCAAACAACCACAAAUCCGUCUGGGGCUCCUUCUAUGACCGCGCCAACGCCGCCUGGGGCUACACCUGUUGCCACUCCCUCACGUACAACUCGUACUGUACCGGCGAGGCAGGCAAGGAGGCCAAUACAUCUACGUCUGUCGCUGCUCUGCUUGAGACCGCCGGGGACAAGAGACGGAUCGACGAAGAGGCCGAGGCGGACCGGAGGCGUGCCGCUGCGGCCGAGGCGGAGAAGGCUGCCAGUGCGAAGGCAGAGAAGGGUAAAGGCAAAGAGAAGGAGAGGGAGAGGGGCCAAGCGGGGAUUGCGAAGCGUAAAGAAGGCAAUGAGGAUUUGGAGCUCGACAAGGAUCGACUUAAGCGCGCAGUGGCGGAAGAGAGGAAGCGGAAGGAGAUGGGCGAUGAGGAGGCGUGGGCGCAGACCAAGAAGGCUAAAACGGAUGUUUCGCAGGAAGAGCUGGAGGCGUACCGCUUGACAAAGCAGGCGUUCGACGAUCCGAUGGCGAAUUAUAAGGAUACGGAGGAGUAG
Messenger RNA from Dioszegia hungarica, 1722 nucleotides. RefSeq names its product mRNA processing-related protein. Gene Ontology annotation, biological process: mRNA splicing, via spliceosome. The transcript is spliced from 6 exons. Gene Ontology annotation, cellular component: spliceosomal complex. The coding region runs from base 1 to 1722 and encodes 573 amino acids. The record is from RefSeq and is a predicted model, not a curated record. Gene Ontology annotation, molecular function: pre-mRNA 3'-splice site binding. Lineage: Eukaryota; Fungi; Basidiomycota; Tremellomycetes; Tremellales; Bulleribasidiaceae.